Molecule: messenger RNA, 2844 nt
Organism: Pseudogymnoascus verrucosus
Lineage: Eukaryota; Fungi; Ascomycota; Leotiomycetes; Thelebolales; Thelebolaceae
Exons: 7
Coding region: 59-2602 (847 amino acids)
Biological process (GO): positive regulation of transcription from RNA polymerase II promoter by galactose; DNA-templated transcription
Cellular component (GO): nucleus
Molecular function (GO): DNA-binding transcription factor activity, RNA polymerase II-specific; zinc ion binding; RNA polymerase II cis-regulatory region sequence-specific DNA binding
Source: RefSeq, a predicted model, not a curated record
CUACCACAGAUAAUCCUUGCAAGUACUUUAUCUGGGGAUUUUAUACGUAAUCUUCUCCAUGUUCCCCUCCUCCCGAGCUCCGCUAUUCUGGAUUCCUCGCAGUCAGCCACUCUGCAUCAAGCUGCACUUCUUUCUCCAACUCUUUCACCAACCUUGUGCUAGCUCUCUUACCACUAUCAAUCGCUGCUGUUACAGCGUGCUGGUGAAUGCAGGGCAGUGCCCGAAGAUGGAAGUUCAGGGUCAGGGAGCACCGCAAAAUCAGGCCACACAACGACGAGCGCGGCCCCCCAAACGUCACAAGAUUGCCAUCGCAUGUGAUGCUUGUAGAGAGAAGAAGAUUCGAUGUGAUGGGCAGAAACCGACUUGCGGCAAUUGCAAACGAAAGCACAAGGCUGGAGACCGAUGCAAGUACGUCUCGGACUCUUCUCGUGCCUCAGCCGAUAGAGAACAUGUGCGGUACCUGGAGGACCGAAUUCGCAUGCUUGAAAGUGAUCAGGCAAGUCCUUCUAGGAUAGCACAUGCCGUACGCCACAGCGAGCUGGCGGCUCUUCACCGAGCGGAUGAAGUGCCGUCGGUCCCCCCCAUUUCGAACAGGAACCUUGACAUCCUAUCCGCCGAGGCAGAGGCCCAUCCGUCUGACCGGCCAACAUCAACCGUAAGCCCAUUGGGCCCCUUUGACGACCGACUACAGGGGCCAGACGGCCGCCCAUUCCCAGAACAAGACGGACACGUGGCCUGCAGCUCUGUUAGUGCAAUGGGGGCGGCCUCGCAUAUCUCUGACAGCGUGACUGCUGCACAAGAGCUGUUUUACGGGAGCUCAUCCGCGGUGUCUUUUCAACACCAAGUUCGAGAGACCCUUCGGGCGUCCACGGGAGAAUCUGACUUUGUCUACCCAAAACUACCAGCAACCAAGCAGUCUAGAGCUGCAGUCCAUGGAUUAUCCUCAUUCUUGGGCGAGGGACUCAGCUCGAGACUUGAAGCCCUUACUUUACCUCCUCGAGCUCUAGCAGAUCACUUGUUAGACCUAUAUUGGGCUAGAGUACACUGUUUAUAUCCGUUUAUACACAAGCCGAGCUUUCUUGAAAGCUACGAACAAAUCUGGGCUCGCGAUAGUGCAGUCGAUGAUAGGCACGUUUCGACAGAAGCUGUUGGCCUAGGAGGCUCAAACUGCGGACCUGCCACUUUCUCUUGUGCUCUGAACGCUGUGUUUGCCCUUAGCUGCCAAUUUUCAGACCUACCCUCAGCAGAGAGAGAAGCGCUCACAAGUACAUUCUUUCUCCGUGGAAAGUACUUUCUACAUAUCGACAUUUUGGAUGAAGGAGACCUAGCUCUCGUACAGGCCCUUCUGAUCAUGGCGCAGUUUCUUCAAAGUACGCACUAUCCUGACCGAUGCUGGAAUAUGGUUGGACUAGCCUACAGGGUGGCACAAGGAAUUGGGCUCUAUAUUGACGACGGAAACGAAAAUCGCUCUCCUAUUGAAGUAGAGAUGAGGCGGCGUGCAUGGUACGGUUGUAUAAUGCUCGAUACUGUUGUGAGCAUGACUCUUGGAAGACCAUCUAUUACUACUGGACAGUCCGAUAUACCGCUGCCAAUUGCCAGCAAUGACGACUCCCUCAUCUCGCUAUCUGCAUCCUCAGCAGAUAACGUGCCUGUUACUUCCUUCUUCGUGCAGGCUCUAAAAGUUAAUAAAAUCCUUGCCGAGGUCCUCACAGAUGUCUACAAACCCUUAAGUCACUUAGGUGGUCGUAAUAAGAUCGGCCAGCAACCUAGAUUUUGUUUUUUUGAUGUCAUAAUCGAUCUCGACAAUAACCUAUCUCAUUUUGAACGUAACGUGCCUGAGCAACUCUAUUGGGGCUGGCGAGAUCAAGCACACCGGUCGACCGAGAUUGUCACCCGACAACGCAAUGUCCUUCAUGCAAGAUUCGUCCACCUAAAGCUUCUUUUAUAUCGACCUAUAUUAAACCAGUUAUGUGUAGAAUCAAAGCUAGGAGUCGCAGCGAAAGGUUCAAGCGACCGUGAACGGCAGCAUGCGACAAGUAAUAUGUUGUACGGGCAUUUCGCUCAACGCUGCGCAGAAGCUUGCGUAGGAGCUGCAGAAGAGCUGAUAGAUAUCGUUGACCAUGCGUCGCAAACCGCCGCAACUGAUGCUUGGUGGUAUAAUGUAUUCUAUUUAUUUUCAUCUGCGAUGGUGCUUAUUUUGGCCGAGGUCUGCCCUACAGUCCUUGCGUCUAGAGUACCUAGCACCGUUCAAAAGUCAUGGGACCAGUGCCAGAGAGCUUUGGAAAGAAUGGGUUUGCAUAACGAUGCAGCUAAUCAAUGCGCCAAGACGCUGUACAGCAUGCAUCAACAAAUCUAUCCCACCUCGAUUCAUCUUCGGGCAUCGCCCACUCAGAUGACGCAAAAGUCAGAUUUUAACUCUACAGAAGGUAACAUUUCAGAUUACCUGCAGACCAGCCUUUAUGAAACAAGCAACGGCCGAGGCGUGGUAAAUAGCGAGUUCCUCUUUAGCGACCUUCAGCUCCAAGACAUGCUGUCUCAAAAUUCGGGAUUGCAGCCUCCGUGGAACUUGGAUGAUAUUGGCUGGGGAAAUAUUUUUUCUUAAAACCAUUCUUAAGAAUACUACUUUAAGUCCUGUUAGGCUAUACGUUCGUGGAUUGAAAAUCUCCGAAGCAUGCAACAACCCCGGCCACAUGUGAAAGUGCUCACACAGCCUGCAGGUGUAUGCUACACACUCAUCCCAAAAGGCUUCCCAGACCCCACCUCAAUAUAAGUAGGCGGAUGUCUACCCAGGGCGGUAGCCCGUCCCGGGCCCUCAUAAGUACGACACCACCAGUCCCUCGGCGG